CCUUCUUCCCCCAUUAAUCUUUCUUCCUCUCCCCCUACCCACCCCUCAACCCUAAAACCCCACCACCCCAAAACCCCCAAAACACACACCAAGAUCGAAUUUUUGCUGAAUUUUCAAGAAAAUUAAACAUAUAUACACGUAUAUACCCACCAAAUAUACCCCCCCCCCCCCCCCCCCCAACCAAAGCAACGAAAACCCAAAACACAGACACCAAGCUCAACUUUUUGCUGAAAUUUCAAGAAAAGUAAAGAUGAUGAACAACAAUUAUUCACCAAUUAGAGAAAAUACUCAAGAAGGAACAGAAAACUAUUUUUACCAAGAAGAACCUUCACUUUUUUGUGGUUGUUUCAAAUUCCCCUGUUUUCAAACAAAAGAAGGUGAAGCAAAUUCACUGUUACAACAACAAGGGGAAGACAGAGACUCAUGGAUGGUGACAAAGAUGAAGGAAUUAAAGGAAUAUUCAGAACUUGUAGCUGGACCUAAAUGGAAAAAUUUUGUUAGGAAAAUGGGGAAAUAUUGCAAUUCCAAGAAAUCUAAGGGACAGCAGUUUCAGUAUGAUUCUGAUAGUUAUGCAAUGAAUUUUGACGAGGGAGUUGAAGAAAAUGAUGAUGGGCUUUUUCGUAAUUUCUCAACUCGGUUUGCAGCUCCUGCUCCCUUUUCUGUUGUUAAUAAUAAUAAUAAUAAUAAUAAUAAUAAUAUAUAAUAAUACACAGAGAAAUGCUGGAUUAUGAUAAUUAUUAUUGGAAGAAAAAAGAAAAAAUUAAGAUGUGUGUGAUUUAUGAUUUAUGUGUAAUUAGAGGGGAGAAAAUGGUGUAUGAGAUUGGUUUUUAUAUAUAUUUCAUUUAUUUGUUAUAUAUAGUGGUAAAAUUCUUUUGUUCAUUUAGAUAAACAUUCUUUGAUAUUUAUUUAUUAUUUUGGA
Messenger RNA from Nicotiana attenuata, 919 nucleotides. RefSeq lists its product as uncharacterized. The record is from RefSeq and is a predicted model, not a curated record. Bases 251 to 703 code for a protein of 150 amino acids. Lineage: Eukaryota; Viridiplantae; Streptophyta; Magnoliopsida; Solanales; Solanaceae. The transcript has a single exon.